AAUUGCGCAGGCGCGACCCCUCAGCUUCCGGGAUGCCACUUCCUCCUUUGUCUCCUAGCAACGGUUGGAAGCGUUGUUGACAGCAGCGGAGGCAAAGGCGCCAGAGUCCAGAGUCUUGCUGGCCACGCGAUGACAGAGGUAGAGGAGACCCUAAAAAGAAUCCAGAGCCACAAAGGAGUGAUUGGAACCAUGGUUGUAAACGCAGAAGGUAUCCCUAUCCGGACCACUCUGGACAACUCGACCACGGUUCAGUACGCAGGUCUUCUCCAUCAGCUCACAAUAAAAGCCAAGAGCACGAUCCGAGAUAUUGAUCCUCAGAACGACUUAACUUUCCUUAGGAUCAGGUCAAAGAAACACGAAAUCAUGGUCGCUCCAGAUAAGGAAUAUCUUCUGAUUGUCAUUCAGAAUCCCUGCGAGUAGCCCUGCCACAACCACGCCUGCCCCCAGGACGCCGAGCUGGAAACACUUUACCCUCUAAUGGUUCCUGGAAGAGCAUCCCAGCCUACCUGAAUCUCGGACUUUCUUUGCUGUGUUUACAUCUCAACUAUUCCAUGUGUCUCCUUUAGUCCCUUUUGAUUGCACCGUGAAGUUGUUGUACUUUUUGCUAAAUAAUAAACGCAUUUUGGUA
Molecule: messenger RNA, 628 nt
Organism: Cavia porcellus (domestic guinea pig)
Lineage: Eukaryota; Metazoa; Chordata; Mammalia; Rodentia; Caviidae
Gene: Dynlrb2
Product: dynein light chain roadblock-type 2
Exons: 4
Coding region: 130-420 (96 amino acids)
Biological process (GO): microtubule-based movement
Cellular component (GO): cytoplasmic dynein complex; centrosome; cytoplasm
Molecular function (GO): dynein intermediate chain binding
Source: RefSeq, a predicted model, not a curated record